This is a messenger RNA of Prunus armeniaca (apricot), 369 nucleotides long. Lineage: Eukaryota; Viridiplantae; Streptophyta; Magnoliopsida; Rosales; Rosaceae. The record is from the annotation of a GenBank genome assembly.
AUGAUGACCCCCACUCUACUUGAUCUAGCCGCAAUCACCGGCCUUCAUCCACAUGUUAUGGUUUACUCAACAGCUGACCUUCUAGAACCCAUUUUGAGCCCAAACUAUACCAAGGGCAACAAAAAUUGCACCAACUGGAUCAAAACCCACUUUGCCUAUACCAGGUCAUCCUCCAAAGCUCCAAGAGGUUCAAUAAAUGAUGUAGCAUACACAGAGCAUUUGGCCUUUCUUCAGAUGUGGCUAUUCAAGUGCUUGACUUACUUAAAGUGUGGCCAAACCACCAAAGAAGUUCAACCUUUGGCUGAGGCUCUUGUAGACUGUCAAGUAGUUGCCUUGGGUCUCAUCUUCUUGGCUUACCUUUAUAGAUGA